Messenger RNA from Hypomesus transpacificus, 594 nucleotides. It is a transcript of the gene rpl21, whose product is annotated as ribosomal protein L21. The transcript is spliced from 6 exons. The record is from RefSeq and is a predicted model, not a curated record. Gene Ontology annotation, biological process: translation. Gene Ontology annotation, molecular function: structural constituent of ribosome. Gene Ontology annotation, cellular component: ribosome; cytosolic large ribosomal subunit. Bases 78 to 560 code for a protein of 160 amino acids. Lineage: Eukaryota; Metazoa; Chordata; Actinopteri; Osmeriformes; Osmeridae.
AAUACGACUUCCUGCCUCUCCAAACUCUCUUUCCGCCGUACCCGCCAUCUUGAAAGCAAACGGGGUAUUAAGGCAUCAUGACGAACACCAGAGGCAAGAGGAGGGGGACGAGGUACAUGUUCAGCAGGCAAUUCCGCAAACAUGGCCCAAUUCCGCUGUCCACGUACAUGCGCAUUUACAGGAAGGGUGAUAUUGUCGAUAUCAAGGGCACAGGAACGAUCCAGAAAGGAAUGCCUCAUAAGUGUUACCACGGCAAGACAGGCAGGGUCUACAAUGUAACCCAACAUGCUGUGGGUAUCAUUGUAAACAAGCAGGUUAAGGGCAAAAUCCUGGCCAAGAGGAUCAAUGUGCGCAUUGAGCACGUGAAGCACUCUAAGAGCAGGGACAGCUUCCUGCAGCGCGUCAAGGAGAAUGAGAAGAGGAAGAUGGAGGCCAAGCAGGCGGGAACAUGGGUUGAGCUGAAACGCCAGCCCGAGGCUCCCCGUGACGCCCACUUCGUCAGCACCAAGAACAACGAGCCCCAGCUCCUGGAGCCCAUCCCCUACGAGUUCAUGGCCUAGAUACGCUGACCAAAUAAAAUUGUUUAUACACACA